AUAGGGACAUAAUAUACAUAUAAAUAUUAAGUUUGUGUAUUAUAUGGAAUGAGAAGUUAAAUAGAAAGUUGCAUAGAUUUGCAACCACCAAAUCUAGAGGUAGCUCCAAAACCACCAAUUUCCAUACGAGUACUUCAACAGAUUGAGAGAUAUCCAUAAUGAGCAAACCCCCACCCCCCUCCCCAAAUUAAUAGUAACGCAACCUCCCUUUGAUUUUUUCAAAUUCCUCUUCCCAAUCCCAAUACAUGCUCAUCUCGUGCAUCUUUCUCUCCAUCUCCAUCUCCAUCUCCAUCUUCAUCUUCUUCUUCAUAUCCAUCUUCAUCUCCAUCUUCAUCUAAUUUUCCUUGAAAACCUCAUAUCUCUCAACAGAACAAAAUUAUAUCAGAUAAAAAAAGGCUAUAUAUAUAAAUACAUCCAUGGCAGCCUGUGGAAGCCUCCAACACCUGUUCGACAACCCAUUGGGUGAAUCCCCAACAACACUAGUUGAAUCCCCCUAUUCAUGGAACCAAAUCAAGUCUGUAAAACCCAUCGAGCAAUCCUCCUCUUUCACCGAGAUCUUUGGCGAGCUUCAUUUCAAAGACAAUUCUUCUUCUCUGUCUUCUUGUUUGUUGCCUCCCAUGACUUCUUCUUCUUCUUCUUCAUCUUCAUCGUCAUCAUCGUCAUCCUCAUGUUUGACAAACUUAGAGCCCAUCAUCAAUAUUCAGGAGGAGGAAAAAAACAAGAAGAGUCCAUCAUCCAUAUCAAUGGAGGAUUCUUUCUCAAGCCUCACAAAGACCAAGUACGGCUUUAGUAGUUUUCACAGAAGCAGUUGUGAUAGCUUUUCUACGUUAAUGAAUUCAGAAAGUUUACAACUUUGCACUGAGGGACUUGGCUUUGAAAGCUCCGGCGAGGUGGAGGAGGACUUGAUGACCACCAAGGACAAGGACAAGGAUGAUGAUGAUGAUUGUCAAUUACGAAAGCAACAACAGAAAUUAACCAGUACUACUACUACCAUUACUACUACUAGUUGUCCAAAUGAUAAUCAUUUGUCAUUUCAAAACUUGAACUUGUGUGGAGAAUUGAAGAGGUCAUCCAGAAGCACUAUUCAUAUCAAUGGUUCAUCAUCAUCAUCAUCUUCAGGAUCAGGAACAGGAAAAUUCCCUCCGCCCAUUUCUUGUAUAAGCAAGAAUGGAAAACCUUGGGUUUGCUUCAAAUCCUAUCGCCACGAUGGCAGGUUCGUUCUCAAACAGAUUAGGAUUCCUACCCAGGAGUUCUUGCAUGCAUGCAGAGAAGAUGGCCGUCUCAAGCUCCACUUUGUUCAUCCGCAUCAUCACCACCAUGGAAUUCUUGAAGACCCAGAAGAUCAACAAUAUGAUCAUGACGAAGACGAUGAUGAUGAAGGAGGUGAUGAUGAUGACGACAACGACCAUCACCACCACCAAGAAAAUGGCAAGGUAGAAGACAAUAUUGAUGAAGCUGAGCUUGUCCCUGUUAGGAGAUAGGAUAUAGCAAGUUUCAGAGCUUGUUUUGAUAUGGCAAGUUUUAAAGCAUGUUUUGAUAGAGCAAGUUUCAGAUCUUUUUUUCCAGUUUUCCCCUGUAAUUCUUCAGAACCCCACAAAAAAAAGAAAAAAAAAAGAAAAAAAAAAAAAGAAA
Ziziphus jujuba (common jujube) is the source of this 1632-nucleotide messenger RNA. RefSeq lists its product as uncharacterized. The transcript has a single exon. The record is from RefSeq and is a predicted model, not a curated record. The coding region runs from base 417 to 1481 and encodes 354 amino acids. Lineage: Eukaryota; Viridiplantae; Streptophyta; Magnoliopsida; Rosales; Rhamnaceae.